Molecule: messenger RNA, 563 nt
Organism: Aspergillus caelatus
Lineage: Eukaryota; Fungi; Ascomycota; Eurotiomycetes; Eurotiales; Aspergillaceae
Exons: 2
Coding region: 129-314 (61 amino acids)
Source: RefSeq, a predicted model, not a curated record
GUAACUAAACACAACUCUGCACCAUCAUCAGACAAAUUAAUCAUAGAACUUCUUCUUACCUGGCUACUUAUUACACCCUGCUUUGCAACAGAAGUUUAUUCACUAGGUUACUUACACUCCACUCCAAGAUGCCGGUCAUUCCUUCGGACACCACCAAUUUGCCAUCAACAGCCAGCAAUAGCUCCAACCAGAAUGAACCGCAGAAGGCCACUGCUCAGGACCAUCUUUCUAAAGGACCACAAAUUCCAGAUAAUAUGCCACCCAAAGCUUCCCGGGAAGAAAUCGAAGCACGCAAGAAAGAGCUGAACAAAUGAACCAGAGCUCUAACGGAUGACCACGAUGGGACUUUCAUUAUCAUGAAUCAUGAUGUGUAGCGGAAAUGUUUUGUAGGACUGUCACUAGUCUGGUUGAUUCUGUACAAUGAUACAGGAAGCAAUUUCAUAUGUAUUAUUUAUCAGACUCAAAGAUUGUCGUAGUAGUCGUACAUAGAAUAAACGACAUCGGCUCUUGACGAUACCAAUUAUUAUUAUCCUCCAGCACGGAAUAGAACUACAUUCAUUGAC